Messenger RNA from Trichoplax adhaerens, 1059 nucleotides. RefSeq lists its product as uncharacterized. The transcript is spliced from 2 exons. The record is from RefSeq and is a predicted model, not a curated record. Bases 1 to 1059 code for a protein of 352 amino acids. Lineage: Eukaryota; Metazoa; Placozoa; Uniplacotomia; Trichoplacea; Trichoplacidae.
AUGUACAGAGUUGAUGAUCCCUCUAUAAAUCAUAUUAAUUAUGCUCAACGUUGCCGAACUUGGUUCGUCAAUGAACCAUUACCAGAUGUUUAUCUAAAUGAAUUACUACGAAGGCUAUGCCCUUGCUCUAUCCUUCAAGCUAUUCGUGAUAGACGAUUUAGAUUAAACUUGAAUACAUUUUACGCGAGAUCAAGGUUUUCACGAAGAGUUUUCAGUGGCGAGCGUAUAUAUCAACGAUGCUGCUACUCUUUAGCAGGAAAAUCUUUCGGUUCAUUAAUUACUAAUUAUCCCUUUGGAAGCUCAUUUAUUUUCAGGAAUACUACCUUACAAGCCAGAAACAAUGAGGCUCUAACGGAUUGUUGCAUGCGAUCUAGCCUAUGUAGUCUCUACUUAAAGAAAAGACCUAUCAAUAAAUGUGUUGGAUAUAAAGCACCGCGAAAAGCGUGGUUCUGGGGUGAUCCUCAUAAUCCCAAAUAUUUUACAAUUUUUGGCCAAUUAUGGAUGAUUAAUGCUAGUGAUUCACUUUUUACCUAUUCUAAUGGUCUAUCGGCUAGUAAUUAUUCAGAUCCAAACUUUACGCCAAUCUUUGGUCAAAAUAUUCAAGCAUUAUUUGCUAAUAAUACGGAACUCUAUAACCAAGCCGUAGCACAAUGCGGUAAUAAUAGUGAAUGUUUAUUUGAUGCUGCUGUCGUUAGUAAAGAUACAUCUCAGAUAUAUCAAGAUACAAGUAAUCAAUUAGAAAAUUUCCCCCCUCAAAUUUCUGGAUUGACGACAUAUAAUGUCACUUAUGGAAAUAUGUUUACUACAACAUUGAACAUAACAGAUCUUAAUAAUGGCGACAUUGUUACAGUCGAGAUGACUAAUCCUCCAAUAAAUUCCCAUUUCGAUAGACAAACUUACACAUUUACAUGGAAUAUAUCUACCUAUGAGAAUAUUUCAUUAACAUUUGUUGCUACAGAUAAUAAAGGAGCAAGAAGCGAGCUUGCACCUCAAAUUAUUAUGUGCUAUUGCUCGAAUAAUGGCACAUGCGAUUACGCAGCCGAAAUGGGUUACUGUUGA